UACCACGUGGUCCCCCUCUCUUGGCACAGAAGUAUGGGUAAAGCUGGUCGUGUUCGUUUAAAAGGCUCCAAGGGAGGGAAGAGGUGGAAAAGAGGACAGAGUGGGUCCAGCAAUCCACAGACUGACGUGCAUCGUAAUGCUGCCAAGGGAAAAUUUGGGAACCAUUUGUCACAAGCUACUACUACUGGAGGAGGAGAAGGAGGAAGUCUAACAGUUGAUAUACUUGCGUCUCAUGAUGCUGUACAGACAGACGACACUGCUCAUCAGCUGCUGGGAGAAGAAGAAGAGACAAGGGAAGAGUCACUGGCCAGCAGCUCAGCAUACAGUCUUAUUGAGACUUCUAAUCCUAUCUUUGGACGUGUGAAGAGGCUUUGGAACUCACCGCUGGAAACACACAGAGAAGUAUGUGCUGUACUAGCAGCUGUGUCUGAAGUCAUUAAAGAGAAGAAUGGAACAGAGAGUGCCACUGAAUAUUUCGCUGCUUUAUUGACUGCAUUGGAAGCUACUGACGAGGAAAAGGCUGCUACAGCUGUCAUAUUCUUAUUGAGCAUUGUAAUGGAAAAGUUACCAGCUGCUGUAUUGCAGUCCCAGUUUGGUUCUAUUAGCAAAGCAUUGAUUGAUGCACUUACUCAACAUGAAUCGUCUGAUUCAACAUCAUUACUCAGAUCAAUCGUGUCGUGUCUUGUUACUCUCCUUUCAGCUCAACCCUCUCACGUCUGGUCUGACAGUUUUGCUCAAACAAUCCUACAAACCUUAUUCAAUUUCACGACUCAUCCCAAACCAAGAUUGCGUAAGUUUGCUCAGGCUGGCCUGGCAGGAAUUAUAAGGGAAGGAGGAGAAGGUGACGCUUCAAAUGACAUCAAGUUUCAUCCUUGUUGCUCUUACGUUGCUAAGAGUUGUAAAUUGAUACUAGAGGGAGAAAAGGUUGAGACUUCUACUCUUCACGUUCUGGGCCUAUUAAGAGAAUGCCUAGCUAACUUUCCAACCCAAAAUGUUAAGAGUUUAAGUGAAGCACUACUGAGGCUAAUUACUUUAGGAAGAACUGUAGUCAAAGCCACCGGGUUUCAGUGCUUAAAUGGUGUCUUUACUUCUACAGCUGGUCCUCAGGGACUCACGUCUCAACUCAAUGAACAACUAAUAUCAGCAUUAUAUGAGCAUCGUCCUAGCAUUGUUGAUGUGCAGCUAAUGAUGGCAUGGACGACUGUAAUGGAGAGUGCUCAUCUUAGACUAUUGAGGUUUGAUCGGAGCCUGUGUUUCGGUCACUUGGUUAAGUUUUUCCGUGUCUGUGUGAACUAUUUGCUCUCUGAUAGCAAGACCAUUCAUAAUCAUGCAGCUGGUGUCAUGAAGAAUAUGCUACAAGAGUUGGUCCCACUGGCUCUUCCAGCCAUUAGAGAGAGCAAAGAGAAUGAGAAGGCACUGCUGGAAUAUACGACCCUUGUAUCUGUUUUCAAGAUGCUUGAGGGGGCUCUUAGUUUUAAAUAUCAGUCUGCUUGGGAACACGUGUUGGGGGUCUUGGAAACGUUUUAUUGUCUGGCAGGAAAAGAUUGCCACAAGUUUAUGACAAAGUCAUUAAAGUCGUUCAGUGAAUUGAGGAAUAUCCCAAAGUUUGCCUUUGUCUCUCAGCUUGAAUCUGCAUUUGGAGCAGCUGUUAAAAGCAUGGGACCAAAGAUUGUAUUAACAACCGUUCCUCUCAAACUGGAUGUCAUGGGUGAUCCUCCUGAUUUUCCCCAGAGUUGGAUGGUCCCAUUGUUGCAAGAGUAUGUACAAUCUGCUGAGCUCUCCUAUUACGUUAAAGAGCUCCUUCCAUUGGCCGGAGUAAUGAGAGGAUUAGCUGAGGACUCUAACAAAAGUGGGAAAGAUCUUCAAGCAAAACUUUACAAUACACUUGAGUACCAGAUCUGGCAACUGCUCACAGCUUUUUGCAACAGUCCAACAGACAUUGCUCAAUCUUUUCCUUCCAUUGCUAGAGUUCUUGGUACUGCACUUUCGGAAAAGGUCGAAGUUAGAAAUAUUGUCUGUAACUCACUGAAGACACUAAUUGAAACCAGUAAAGAAACCGAAUCUGACUCUAAAGUUUUGGGUCAGUUUUCAAAGAAUUUCCUCCCGAUUCUUUUCAAUUUGUACACUAAUGAGGACUCAAAGGAUUCCAGUGUGCAUAUACUUGAAGCCAUAAAAGCAUAUCUAUCAAUAACCAAUAGAAAGUUGUUACAGACAUUAUUUUCUCGUAUUAUUGCAAGACUUGGAGAGCCUGAUCUCUCAUCAGAUAUUAGGAUUUGUCUGGAGGAUAUUGUUGAAGGGUUUGUCCCUUUUUUGAACGAAUCUUCGCUUAAAGAACUUUAUGAUUUCAUCUCUGCUACUCUUGAUAGUGACAAUAGUACAUAUCAGAAGAAAGCAUACAAGUUACUAGCAGCUCUUCUUUCUUGUAGUUCUCCACAGCAUAGUUCUUUUGUCUCUGAUAAUCUCCCACAGCUACAGACGCUGUUACUAGGCUCUUUAUCGACUGCUGGGAUUGGCUCUAAAAAGCCAAGACUCAGGUGCCUCUUAAGUAUAGUACCACAUUUAACUACAGAUCAUCACGACUUUGUACUGGCUGUUGUUCCAGAGGCUAUACUGUGCACUAAAGAAGCUAAUGAUAAGUGUAGGCAGUUAUCCUAUCAACUCCUCAGUGUUUUAGGGCGGUCCUCGCAACAGCUGUUCAUGUUAUCUCCAGAAGAGUCAGUGAAAGAGUAUUUCAAUGUUGUUCUGGCUGGACUGGCAGGCACUUCUCACAUGAUAUCUGCCACCAUUGGCAGCCUAGCAAGACUAGUCUAUGAAUUUAGUGAUUUACUUGGUUCUGGCCUAGUCGAGACAUUGCUGAGCAGUGUGACAGAAUUCUUUUCUGCAAAAUCCCGAGAAGUUGUCCGAUCGGCUCUUAUUUUUAUAAAAGUUAGUAUUGGUAUACUACCUCACGCUGAACUGGCUCCGUAUGUAAAGGAAUUGGUAGAGAAGGUCCUGUCCUGGAGUGCUAAUGACAAGAAUCACUUUAGAAUGAAGUCAAGAGUGAUCCUUGAGAGACUCAUUAGAAAGUUCAACCUUGAGAUGAUAUCUGGUUUUGUACCAAAGCAGCACAGGCGACUCAUUAGCAACAUAAAGAAGACCAAUGAGAGACAGAAAAGAAAACAGAGGGAGAGGAGAGAUGAAAAAAUGGCUGCUUUGAAGGAAGACUAUGAUUCGAGUAGUACCACCAAAAAGUCCUCUAAGCCCAGCUUUGAGGAGCUUAUGUAUGACAGUGAUGAUGAAGAAAUCAAGAAGGGCAGUCAAACUAAGACUAAACGAGGUCGAGAAAGUGGAGGAACUUGGAUAAAAGAAGAUCGAGACAAGCCAUUGGACUUCUUGGACUCUACAGCUGGUCAACAUUUGCUUGGUACUAAUCCAAGUAAGAAGAAGUCGGUUGGAGCAUCUUUAAACUCUUUUAAAUAUUCAAGUGAUGGGAAGCUCGUGAUUACUGAAGAUGAUGAGUCACAAGUACAAGAAGAUAUUACUGACACUGAGCCCCCAAAUGUAUUGAGUAGAAAGAGAAAAAGAGGUAAUGAUAAUGACAAUGAUUCUGAUGAUCAAGAGGAUGGAAGAGGCUUAAGUCGUGGCACUGGAAUUAGAAGGCAUGAUCCAACUAUUGAGAUAGGAGCCAAACCAACACCAUCAAAAAAACUUAAGGGAGACGUAAAGAAGAAGAACCAACUUGAACCGUAUUCUUACCUUCAAUUGGACAGGCAGAAUCUCAAUAAGAGGAAAAAGGCAAAGCUGUCUGGCCAAUUUAAGGGCAUAAUGAAGAAAGCUCAGAGAGGCUCCACUCUUGGCAGAAAACAAAGAAGAAAGAAGAUUACUUAACUUCAAAAAAUUUGACAAAAAAAAUAAUGCAAACAAUCAAACAAAUUUUACAUACUUGUGCAUACAACACAACAAUAAAGAUAGUUAAAAAAUGUUAAGCACAGCACAGCUUACUAGCUGGCAACAUGCUGGGCUUUUAAUACUAAUUUAUAAAAUC
Amphimedon queenslandica is the source of this 4024-nucleotide messenger RNA. Its product is annotated as RRP12-like protein. NCBI's taxonomy places the organism in Eukaryota, Metazoa, Porifera, Demospongiae, Haplosclerida, Niphatidae. The transcript has 35 exons. Bases 34 to 3867 code for a protein of 1277 amino acids. The record is from RefSeq and is a predicted model, not a curated record.